Messenger RNA from Anarrhichthys ocellatus (wolf-eel), 2150 nucleotides. RefSeq names its product C-terminal-binding protein 1. NCBI's taxonomy places the organism in Eukaryota, Metazoa, Chordata, Actinopteri, Perciformes, Anarhichadidae. The transcript is spliced from 12 exons. Gene Ontology annotation, cellular component: nucleus. The record is from RefSeq and is a predicted model, not a curated record. Gene Ontology annotation, molecular function: transcription coactivator activity; transcription coregulator binding; oxidoreductase activity, acting on the CH-OH group of donors, NAD or NADP as acceptor. Bases 198 to 1472 code for a protein of 424 amino acids. Gene Ontology annotation, biological process: regulation of transcription by RNA polymerase II.
GAUUUCUCUCGCUGGCCAUUUUGAAGUGCAGAGAGAGGCAGCAAGCAGAGAUCUGAUGACAUUGCGCUCUCUCCACCUCCAACCGAUCCAUCCUCCAGCCCAGCUAGAAUUUGCAUGCUCGACGUUACGUUUAUCUGGGCUGCUAAUGCUGCUAAUGAUGCUACUUUGCCACAAGCAGAGGCAUCAGGCCACCCAUUAUGAACGGGCCCAUGCACCCGCGCCCUCUAGUGGCGCUGCUGGACGGACGCGACUGCACGGUGGAGAUGCCCAUCCUGAAAGACGUAGCAACCGUAGCCUUCUGUGACGCUCAGUCCACACAGGAGAUCCACGAGAAGGUGCUGAAUGAAGCCGUAGGAGCUCUGAUGUACCACACCAUCACUCUGAUGAGGGAGGACCUGGAAAAGUUUAAAGGCCUGCGCAUCAUCGUCCGCAUCGGCAGCGGCUAUGACAACAUCGACAUCAAAUCUGCCGGGGAACUGGGCAUAGCUGUGUGUAAUAUGCCAGCAGCCUCGGUGGAGGAGACGGCCGACUCCACGCUGUGUCACAUCCUCACCUUGUACCGACGCACCACCUGGCUGCACCAGGCGCUCCGGGAGGGCACGCGGGUUCAGAACGUGGAGCAGAUCCGAGAGGUGGCGUCGGGAGCCGCGAGGAUCAGGGGAGAGACACUGGGACUCAUAGGACUCGGGCGAGUGGGCCAGGCUGUAGCCCUGAGAGCCAAGGCCUUCGGCUUCAAUGUGAUCUUCUAUGACCCGUAUUUGGCUGACGGUGUAGAAAGAUCUCUGGGACUACAAAGGGUCACCACACUACAGGACCUGCUCUUCCACUCCGACUGUGUCUCUCUGCACAGCAGCCUCAAUGAACACAACCACCACCUGAUCAACGACUUCACCAUCAAACAGAUGCGCCAGGGGGCGUUCCUGGUGAACACGGCCAGGGGGGGUCUGGUGGAUGAGAAGGCCCUGGCUCAGGCCCUGAAGGAGGGGAGGAUACGUGGAGCUGCUCUGGAUGUUCAUGAGACAGAGCCUUUCAGUUUCAGUCAGGGCCCGCUGAAGGACGCUCCCAACCUGAUCUGCACCCCCCACGCUGCCUGGUACAGCGAACAGGCAUCGCUGGAGAUGAGAGAGGAGGCAGCCAGGGAGAUCCGGAGGGCUAUCACAGGUCGUAUCCCAGACAGUCUGAAGAACUGUGUGAAUAAGGAGUUCCUCUCCCAGAAUAACCACUGGGCCGGUGUUGACCCAGCUACCGUUCACCCCGAGCUCAACGGGGCUUAUAGGUAUCCCCCAGGAGUGGUGAGCUUGCCAGCUGGCGGCCUCCCGCCUCCUGUUGAAGGCAUGGUGCCCAGCGCCGUGCCCAUCACACACACCCUCCCGCCCGCUGUCUCACACCCUCCUCAUGCCCCGUCCCCCGGACAGAAUACAGUCAAGCCACCAGAGGGCGACAGAGAGCAGCAUCCGAAUGACCAACUGUAGCCACAAACAUGGAUCACAGCGACAAGCUCCCGAGUGACGAGUUGUCAUCAGACGGGUUCACAGAGUGUCAGGUGGACAGGUUGAGGUCCCAGUAACAAUCGAUUCAAAACACUCUGGCAAAUUGGUUCCCAGCAGCCGGUUCAUACUCCAAAGAAGAAGAAGAAGAUGAUGACUAUAAAGAGGAUGAUGAAGAGGAGUGGAUAGCUGUCAGACAGUUGUCCUCUGCUCCGAACAGACGUCCUGAGAAAGACUGUAAAGAUCCACAGGAUGAUCUCCAGACUACAACAAAUACAGUAGUCGAGUUACUGCCAGAGGCUAAAAAAAUUAAUUAAAAAUAACAAUAACAUAUAUCUGUUGAUUUGGGAAGAAAAGAUUCUGCUGUCUUAGACUGUAGUGUGUUCAAAGUUAGAGGGGCAGGUUUCAUGUCUUUCUCUCUUUUUCUGUGUACUUUCUUUAGUUUGAUGUACAAGCAAAAGUAGUCGGUUAUGAACUGAAUAUAACCUGUCUGUGUACAGUUUUUAGACUUGCGGCAAGAAGAUACUGAUACUCGUAUGCCAGUCUUAACAAAAACAAGGGUUGUGUGAUCUCUCUAUGUAGCCAAACUGGUUUGAGAAUACAACAAUAUCUGUUUUUUCUUUUUUGUUUCAUGUGUCCCCAAAUUAACAAGCCCCAAAAACC